Molecule: messenger RNA, 4253 nt
Organism: Spodoptera frugiperda (fall armyworm)
Lineage: Eukaryota; Metazoa; Arthropoda; Insecta; Lepidoptera; Noctuidae
Exons: 1
Coding region: 2280-3587 (435 amino acids)
Source: RefSeq, a predicted model, not a curated record
CGUGACCAUAGCUCAUGCUAAUUAUGCUUCUAAUUAUAUCAACAGUAAUAGAUCCUUAAGCUUCGAUAUUCACUGGUAUCGCAGACGCGACAGUUACAUCAUAUUUGUACCCCUAUGUCAUAAACAACAUGUUACGUAACUCUAAUAUGAUGCCCAUACUUGCACCAUGUAGCAUACAAUGUCACUAUACACCAUACACUGUAUCACUCAUGCAUAGAUAACAUAUUAUUACAAAAACAUUAAAUUAUAAUGUAUUUGUUUACAAAGAAGUCGGUAAAAUGUGGAUGACAGUUAAAAAACAUUGAUGAAAGCACCUAGCUAAUAGCUAUCCUAAUUACGUAAGAAUACCGAUAUUGCGUGAAGUGAGUAAAAAAGGUACAUAGUUACAACGCUGAGAGUACCAGGAUUAGGAGAGUUGUUCAAAACUAACCUAAAAUUGGCAAAUGCUCUCCCGUUUCCGAGGUGAAUGAACCGUUGAGUCAUACAUAACCCGUACCUAGAUGAUAAUAUGCGAUUUCUUAAUAUAAAUUGUGAUUUUUAAAAUUUUCUUUUUAUAUCAUUCCUGCGUGUAGCUUAGUAUCAGAGCAAAAACUUAAAACAACACUAAAUAUAAAAUAAAAAAUGGAUGUUUAUUUUUGCUUUUUCCAACAACGUAAGCACUAAAUCGAUUUAUUUACAUGUGCUUACAUUAUUUUCAAAAUUAAAAUAUAAAAAUAUUUGGGUGGCUACCAAUCAUCUCUCUUCAUAAUCCACAGACCCAUCUUGUUCAUAAUUUCGUUUGCUUUAUUCAUACUUAAAUACAUAGAAUUAUAAUAAAAACAAAAAUAAUUAUGUUUCAAAACUAUUGCUGUAGAUAUUUUAAAAUCAUGAUAGUUUAUUGCCCACUGUCAAACUAUUUUUUUUUUAUUUGAUGAAAUGAAGUCAAUAAAUAACAACAUAUUUUGUUUGCUUUUUUUUUUAAAUUUAAUACGAGUUUGUCCCGUUUUAGCAAUAAUGAUAAUAGGUAAUUUUAAAAUAUAAAAACAAAUAAAAUUACCUAUACAUUUGUUAAGAGUAAUAUAUUAAAAGUUAUGUAGUUACCUAAUCGAUUUAUUUAAAAUAUAUCGCAAAUUAAGAUCUCAAACUAUCAUUUUACCGAAUUCCGCACAAACAACGGAUUCGGGGAUUAAAAAGAUCCUGUUUUUAAAAUCAAAUACAUUCGAAAUUAGAAUUCUAUGCAAAAAAAUAAAUAUUUGAUUUAAAAUAGCCAGUACGGCAGAACGACAAUUGACAACAUUUCAAAUUUUUAACAUGCAUGUAUUAUUAUGUUAUAUAAAAGUAAAUCGAAAACAAGGGUACCCAUAUUUUUUCAUUUUUCGAAAUUAUGUACUUUUCAUUCAUAAUUUCGAGUUUGAAAUUCAGUGUAUUCUAAAAAGACGUAAGCGCCAAAUUACGGUUGAAUGGCGAUAAUACCUUUGCCUCACUGAGAUGCGUAAAAAAGCCUAAACAUAGACGUCUAAUCAGUGUUGUCAACCUUAAUUUUAGAAAAUUUGUAGAAUAUGUGACAGAAAUCGGUAGAAGUUGGUAGAUUCAGAGAUUAAAAAUAGGUAGAUCUACCACCUUAAUUUAAUAGGAUUGUUUCGUUAAAAAUACAUACAUACAUACAUAUCGUCACACCUUAAAUGUCCGAAGGGGUAGGCAGAGGUGCAUAUCAUGGCACGUAAUACCACUGUGUUCACCCACUUUUCACAAUUUAUAUUGUAAGUCCCAUGUAAUAGGUGGUGAGCCUAUUGCCAUAUACCGGGCACAUUUCCAGACUCCGUGCCACUGAGAAAAGCCGAAAAAAACCCAGUAAUAAUUCGCCCGACCCGGGAAUCGAACCCCGAGACCCCUUGCCCGGCAGUCGCACUUGCAACCACUCGGCCUUGUGCUUAAGCAUAUCCUUAUUAAAAAGUUUUGGAUGAUUACUACACCAAAUUCAACUCAAUAUUAUGAUGUAAUGCUAACAAAUAGCUCAAAUGCUAAAAAUGAUACACAUUUAUGUGUCAAAAAUUAUGAAAAUAAGAAAAUAAAAAGAUACAUUAGAAUAUUUUGAAAAAUAGGUAGAUUUGAGGAUUAAGUUGGUAGACAGGUAGACUGAGGGCAAAGUUGGUAGAUCUACCUAAAAGUUGGUAGAUGUGGCAACACUGCGUCUAAUGUAUCUAUUGUCAUUGAGAACUUUCAAACUCGUUGGCGAGCUUGUGAUUGUGUGAUUACAAAUUUUGUUAUUUUUGUGUUGUUAUCCUCAUUACUAACUCAUCAUGAAAGUUUCGGAAGGAUUCCUAGUUGCCGAUAGCAGAAACUUGCCGAAAGUUGACUAUAUAAUGCUAUUGCAAUAUAUGCACGAAAAUGAUUGCUAUAAUAUUGCAGAAACACGUAGUGCCAAAGCAUUACUAGCGUCACGUGAAGCAUACGUAGACACAGCUGUAGGAUACGUAGAAGUCAAGCGAGACGGAAACUUAUGCACUGUUAAAUGCAGGGUAACACCGGAACAUAAGGUAAAAGCUAGGCUUUAUCAGGUUACAGCUGUAAUCGAUGAAUCUCUUGAGAAGAUUAUCACAGUGGAAUGCAAUGACUGUGUAGCUUCUGCAGGAGGCUGCAAGCACGCCAUAUGCUUUACCAUGUGGCUGAUAAAACGGUCAGAUGAACCAUCGACUACAUCUACUCACUGUUAUUGGACUAAACCAAAACUAGCUGGAGCUGUAAGUCACCAGAACUUCAUCUUGGCAAAAAACAUUGGCAAAAAGAAGAGAACUCCAGAUAAUGUGGACAUGACUGUUAGUAUUGGCAUGUUUUCGGAAGAAUGUAAGAAACGUAAAGUUGUAACAGGAAUGAUUUUAAAUUACUGUGGAAAUCAACAGCCCCAGUUAAAUGACUGUAGUGUGUUCAAUUUAGUGCUGCAGUUUAUACACCAAGUAGAUGAUCACUGUUACAACAAUUUUAAAUCUUUUUCUGCAAGUAAACUUACUGUAGAUGUACUUGAAUCGAUUGCUGAAGCUACAAAAUCUCAAGCUGACUCUAAAUUGUGGCAUUCUAUGCGUCAAGGGAGAGUCACAGGGUCCAAGAUCUAUGAAGCUAUUCACUGUAAAACAGAGAAUGGUGCCUUAGUACAAAGCAUUCUCGGAGGUUACAAGGUGCCAGAAACAAAAGCCAUCAGAAGGGGCAAAGUGUUAGAAAAAGAAGUAGUCAAGGAGUUAGAAAAAGAAUUCGGAGCAAUUCAACACACAGGGUUGAUUUUAAUAUCCCCUAUCAUUGGAGUAUCACCUGAUGGGAUUUGUAGCGACUUUGUGAUCGAAAUAAAAUGCCCUAUAAGUGAGAAUACAAUAAAAAAUUAUGUGAGAGAUGGUAUACUAGGUGAAAAAUAUAAAGCGCAGAUUAUGGUUCAAAUGCAUGCUGCAAAAAAAUUAAAAGGACUGUUUUGUAUUGCUGAUCCUACUUUUGAACAAACUAAACUCCUACAUAAGUACUGGGUAGAUUAUGAUAAAAAGUAUGUGACAGGUUUAUUAGAUAGAGCUGAAGAAUUUUGGAAACAAUUUAUUUUUAAAACAGUUUUACAAAGUGCUAAAUAAAAAUCAGUAUAAAUCGUAUUUGCAUCUUUUAUUUUUUUGGGUAGUCUACAAUGAUUUAAUCAAUCAAAAUACAAUUUACAGACAAUAAUAGAUAUUAAGACUAUGCUAUAUAGAUAUACAUUAUACACUUAGGUCAAAGUCAAAAUUAUUUAUUUCAAAUAAAUCAGGAAGGCACUUUUGAACGUCAAAGCAAAUAUAAGAAUAUUAAUAACGUCUGUCUGUCAGUCAGUCCUCUAGUGAAGCUAUUUGCUUGUUCCAAAGUGUAGAUUCCUAUGGAGAAGAACGAGCAAGAAACUCCAUUAUUGGAAUUACUUUAUUUUUUCGUAACCCUGUGGAGCUGGACCAGCCUGCUUCCAAGCAUUUUUAUCCUCUAUAUAAUCAUUCAAUUUGUAGUAUGCUAAUCUACACAUCGUUUUUUUAAUACAUAAUUUAAAUUGUCUUUCAUUUAGGUGUUUUAUUUCCUCUGGAAUUUUGUUAUAACACUUAACACAGGAUCCCAUGAACGAACAUAAUAUUUUUAUAGAUAAAUUGACAUGAAACUUCUAUUGAAAUGUCAGAAAUCUCAUCAGAAAUCUACACUAAAACUAAUUCAGACCCAGGAUUGUGAAAUACCUACUCUCACGAUACGAGAUAAGGAGUGAGGCACGAGUAAGGCAUUAUAUAAAC